Messenger RNA from Myotis myotis, 688 nucleotides. RefSeq names its product 10 kDa heat shock protein, mitochondrial-like. The transcript has a single exon. Gene Ontology annotation, cellular component: mitochondrial matrix. The coding region runs from base 281 to 586 and encodes 101 amino acids. Gene Ontology annotation, molecular function: protein-folding chaperone binding; protein folding chaperone; ATP binding. Lineage: Eukaryota; Metazoa; Chordata; Mammalia; Chiroptera; Vespertilionidae. The record is from RefSeq and is a predicted model, not a curated record.
AUAAGCACAGGAGAACCUGUUACGCCAACAGUCCUCCAAGCUGGAAAUGAAGAGCUCAGACUCCACAAAGCCUAGAGAAAGAUCCUCUUCUCUUCUGCCUGCCUGUUGUCAUGUCGGUAGCCUGUGCAGAGCCCUCUGAAGCUGUGGCCGCCUUCUUUCUCUCACGGGGAGGAGAGCAUGCACCCUGGGCAGCCUUUACCCAAGUUCAGUGUCCAGCAGGCCGGACUGUAGGUGUCUCCUUGGGGCCCUGCACUGAGUAUGAACUGCUGCAGCAGGAGUCAUGGCAGGACAGGCAUUCAGAAAGUUUCUUCCCCGCUCUGACCCAGUAUUAGCUGAAAGGAGUGCUGCAGAAACUGUAACCAAAGGAGGCAUUAUGCUCCCAGAAAAAUCUCAAGGAAAAACAAUGCAAGCAGCAGUAGUGGCUAUUGGAUCAGGCUCCAAAAGAAAGGAUGGAGAGACUCGACCAGUUUGUGUCAAAGUUGGAGACAAAGUUCUUCCAGAAUGGGGAGGCACCAAGGUAGUUCUAAACAACAAGGAUUAUUUUUUAUUUAGAGGUGGUGACAUUCUUGGAAGGUACACAGACUGAAAUAAAUCACUUGAAAUGGUAUCGUGUGAAGCUGCCCAUUUCACUGACGUUCUGAAAUAUUUCAUCACAUAAAUAAUUUCUGUGUCUCUUUUAUAAUAAACU